Messenger RNA from Plasmopara halstedii, 348 nucleotides. RefSeq lists its product as uncharacterized. The record is from RefSeq and is a predicted model, not a curated record. Lineage: Eukaryota; Oomycota; Peronosporomycetes; Peronosporales; Peronosporaceae. The transcript is spliced from 2 exons. The coding region runs from base 1 to 348 and encodes 115 amino acids.
AUGAAGAACGACGACACCCCUGUGCUCAGGCGAUGUCUCGUACCAUUUUGGUCCAAGUGCGAUUUGAACGUGAUUGGCACGCAUCGUGAGUGGCAGGAGCAUGAGAUCAAGAAUAAAUACUUUUAUUCGGGUGGCAAUUUACGCGAUUUCUUGUCGGAAAAGAUCACUGCCAGGGAUUCGAUUGACGAAGCUGUCGGUGUCGUCGAUUUGCCUGUUGCAGAACUUCUCAAUACCCAGUAUGCUGUUGUAUCUGUAAAACAGGUUGAUCGCUUACGGAUGACGGGAAUUCGAGCGAACGACCACAGCGAUUUGAACAAAGGCAUCGUACUACGAGGUGUUGUGGUCUAA